GUUACAACAUCCAAAGCAGUUACCACGCUAAAAAUUGAUUGGCAUGGAAGGUCCGAAGAAUAGAGCGGUGAGUUUCUGCCGGCAGAAUAAUAAUCGGUCUAGGACUUUUCGUUACCCAAAGUGCCCAGGUAACAAUUGACCCACCAAUAAACAACAGUGACAUCCAUGGAGCUCAGCUCAGCUGUUCCUCCCGCAGCCUGCCUACAGGAAUCAACCCAACAAUAAAAAAAAAAAAAAACCAAGGCAGGCAGAACUGUCAAACUAAUUGUCUCUAUUCAAUGUAUUAAAUAUAUUCUGCCUAGGCAGUUAGCAUAAAGCGGCUCCCUUUUUCGCAUUUCCUAGGUUUCUGAUAGCGAUAGCACGAAUUUUUGAAGUCGACUCACUUUUGGUGCUUUCUUGUCAAGCUCACUACAGAACUUCAGUUUCAUAAUCAGUUAAACCCACUCAACCCAGACGUCCUUCACUGAUGAAUUGAGAUGGGAACGGGGAUUAAACGACGGAUUCAGAUCGUAUGGGACCUCAUUCGUCAUCUUAAACUUGAGUCUGACUAGGAGGUAACUCAAGCGGCAAGAUGGCGCCACGACUUAGAACUCGACAAAUCACCAUGGAUGGUGCGAGAAUCGCCAUCGAAAGCAGUAACAGUACGACUCGGUCCUCUGGUUUGGAUGAUUUAAUUCACAUAUUCAAGGAACAAACGAAAGCUUCAAAUUUUGCGGCCCUUGAUGAUAAGAGCUACCACAUAACUUUUGAGGCGCUCUUUCGCUGUGCCUUAGCCGAAAAAAAGGCCUAUUACAGCCGUAAGAGCACUGCUGCCAGUAGGCUUACCAAGUGCGCUGAAGCACUACGCCUCGGUAUUGAACUAGGCGCAGGCAAGCUAAAGCGGAAAACUGUCCUCUCUGUGAUAGAUCAUAUCACCCAAACUUUACAACAUCCCGAAGAUGACUUAGUACCGCCACUUGUUCAAGACUAUAUCAAAGCACUAGCUGCCCUCCUAAGCCAUGCCGCUAACGUCGAGCUUCUUGCUACGGGGGAAAGCAAAGGUUGGAAGUCAUGCGCUGACUUCGCUGUUAAUGUCUUGACUUUAUACUUAGCAGCUUCGGAAAGAGAUGCAGACUUUUCACGAGCUUCGCCCGCGCCUGGCACCGGACAAGGGGCAUCGUUGGCGCUCUCAACACCGCGGUCUGCAUCCGCAUCACAACGGGCCACCCUAGUUUCUCGCAGUCAACUGCCAGAUCUUUUACAAAUCCUUCUGCACCUUGCAUCCGCUCCGAAUGCACCUCUUUUAAAAUUCGCAAGAGAGAUAGCGUCAGUGGUCAUUCAAGUCCUCCAACUUCGUUCUUUCGGCAUAAAUCAGUUGCAUCAGUUAGCAUUUGCCUUGAUCAACAAGAUUUUCGUGACAUCGCAAUCGGAUGAUUUAGAUCAUGCAAGCUCCUUAGUUAUGGACUGCCUGCCGUUAGUGAGUCAAUGGUGGCAAACGAAGGCGGCGUCUGCACACGAUGCGCUUUUAAAUGGAGUUCGUGUCGAGAUGCUGAAGCUUCUGUUCAAUUUCCAUCUCCAACUUGAAUUUCUGAUCAAGCAAGGCAAAAAACCCUCGCUCCUUGGUGAUAUCGAAAAUCUUGCGGAACUACUAUGGAGUGAAUAUUCUAAGCGAGAAGAACGCGCUCAACUUCAACAGGACGAUUUGUCGUAUUCUUCUACACCUCACAUUAGCGCAAAUUUCCAAGUCGAAUCUUUUUCAUUGCGGCCUUUCAAUGUUGACGGAGAGAAACAUUGGGCGGUAGUACACAUCAUAGCUCUUCUCGAAUGCCUUAUGUGGAAGGGCUCUCAGCAGUCUCAGGUAGCUCCAGCUGAAGAUGAACAACCACGCAAAAAGCAACGGACAGCUGUCGGCUUUAGUCGGCUGCGCCAGAAACUCCGCUCAAUCGAUCAUUCCAUACAGUUUACCACUCUGCAAAUUAUACCAUUUUUCGUCUCGGGCCUCAAAGUUGACGUCGAUGAAAUCUCCGAUUUGCUCUCUUUCUUGACAGGCCAAAUCACUAGCAAAAAUAGCAAAGUGGCUACAUGGGCCAUGAUCGCUUGCGCAAGUCUAACAUACCAAGCCAGCGCUACUAAUGACACCCUAUCCACGUUUUGGAAGCCAAUAUGGCAGAUUGCGGUGCGAUCCAUCAGCAUGGCUUCAAACUGCCGAGCCUCGAGCAUGCUUCUUCACUCCAUCGUAGCCCAUGAGCUUGUACCAUAUCGCGACAUUGCCGAUGAUAUUAACAGUAUGAUAAUGACCGCCGACGUGAAUGGACCAGCUCUUGUAAUGGAUUCUUCCCUCACCUUAAUGUCAACCCUUCUUCACCUCCGGAACUUCCAUCUUCCGAGCGCGAGCUAUGCGACAUGUAAUCAUGUAGUCCGCUGGAUGUUUUUCAGAUGGGACCCCGCUGACCCGGCUUUUAUAUCAUCAUAUUCUACUUACGUCUUGCCCUUAGAUAUUGUCAACCUCAUAAGGGCGACUUAUGGUAGUCAAAAAUUAAUGUUGUCCCAACCAUCGCAGAUAAUUUCGGGGCAUAUUGGGGAAACUCUACUCAUGCUCCAAGAACGCAAUAGCUUAAUCAAAUACCUACUUCUGUUCGAUGCGGAUGCUGUUGACUCUUCGGGUUUUAAUCGUCAGCCAUUCGUAGAUCCUACCAUACAAGUUGGCGACUCUUCGAAUGUUCACGGCACAAAAAAGCUCAUAACGGAGCUUUUCUAUCCGAAACUCGAGGAAAUAAGAUCAUUAUGUGAAUCUUGGGACAAGCAUAAAGACAAGACAGCGCAAAUUACCCCAGAAAAGCUGCAGAGUGUCAUCUCAUUUUUAAUCAUCGGUACUCUUGUCCUUCCUGAAAUGAUGGAGAUAAAUUCAAGGCAGUCCCAGGAGAUGGAGCAUGUUCUAUUUUCGACACUCCAAACCGCUCUGACAGGAAUUUCCAAAUUUACCGAGAGCCAAGACCUUUACAGCUGCCUUUUAAGAUCAAUUCGAUCCUAUAUACCGGCAAUUUCAAGUCAUGAAUUGGGCAAGUUAGGAGUAGAAUGGAAAUAUCUUCACCAAUUACUCUGCGAGAUAUCCGGCGCUUUCCGCAAGAGAGACAGGAAACGAUUAUCUAAAGACGAUGACUACAUGGACCUUGACGACGAGUUCGAAUCCAAAGAAAGUCGGUCUGCUACGUCAUCUAAGUCGCUUGAAGUAUCUCGACAAGACGCGUCUAUCGUUUUACAGGCAUCAACUUUUUACGCAGAUACAAUUCAAAGAUUGCGCCUCCUUGAUGUACUGCGUGAAGAUAAUGGCCAGAUUGGACUUGUACCUGCGCCAUUUCUGGAUGAGUUUUUGGAAUUGUCCGACGAAGAAAUUCUCUCUUGUCGUUGCUUAAUCCAGGAACUGUUCGACUCCGAUCUCAUAAUCAAUCCCGACGACGCCAAUCGAGUAAUUGGUAGAAUAGGCGAGCUAAUAGGAAGCGCAGCAUUUUCAACUUGUGAAGUCGCCCUGGACGUUUGCCUAGACGUAAUGGAAGGACUCAUGCCAAUAUGGUCCGAUAGCAACGGCGAAAUAUCGUCCCGUGUGGGCGAUUUGUACUACUAUUUUCUCAAUGCUGCACUGGACAACGGGAUCCUAUCGUCGUGCACCCAAAUGUCACUAGCCCGAUUGCUUCUCCGUUUGAUUCAAAUCAAUGAGAAGUACCCCGAAAUGAUCGAUAUGAACCCUCCAAGCGCAUCAUUAUUCGAUAUACUAGAGAGCGCAGCGAUACCAGUCAAGUACUAUAUCGGAGUUCGCUUACCAGCUUUGUUCAGCCGAUACGUCCUGAAAUCUCACGACGAGGUCCUUGUCGACGUCCUGAACUUCCUCCCGAGUAAGAGUGAUUUCUUCGAGGGCAUAGCCUUACGACUGUUUAUACUUGCCGAAUUGGCAAGGGCAUGGCCUACUCUACUUCGACGCGGCAUCUACCACAUAUUUGAGAUUCCCGGAGAAAUCCCCAAUUCGACAGACCAUGCCGCACUCUGCCUCGAGAAAAUAUCAACGUCUUUAAAACUUGAAAGUACGCAGCGGCUGUUCGAUCUAUUCGCGCCUCAGUUAUUGUACACCUGGCUUGAAAUCAAGAGUAUUGACGACAUUCCAUUUACGAUAUUCGGUUUCACAACCCUCAGGGAAUUACUACAACAUGCACAAUCUGAAGUAGUAGCCCUAAUGGUGAUGCGGGGACAGGAUGAGGCAGCCACAGAAUUGGCAACCACCCUUGGCGAUAGUUUUGCACAGCUCAUCAAGCGAAAUUUCUCAAAAAUUAUUGCGUACAGCAUGGCUCAUGAUAUCAGCAUGCCUAAAUCAGAACAACAGCGAAGUGGAGAAAGCCGACUGCGAAAAAUUAUUGGUCGGGAAGCAUUCGUUGAUAGUAUAUAUAUCAACUUCGCCGACAUUAUUGGAUUGUUUUUCAGUCUCAUCGACCAAGAAAAUCCAGUCGAGGAUGCGUGGGCUAAAGACCAAAAAUUUAAAUAUGCCGCCGAGGCAAUGAGAGAGAUCAAGAAAUGCGGCCACUCCGAAAUUGGAUUAUCACCAAAUCAGCAACCAAUGUUCCGUGCCAAAUAUCUCACCCGAGAGAUAGAAUUAUUAUGCACUCGGACAGAGUGGGAGAUGUCGGGGUUGUGGACACCUGCACUCGUGGUCAGUAUUGCUAGAAAAUUACUCAACGGCGUUCACACGGCACUAGGACCCUUGCAUACAUGCGCAGUCCUUCGAAAGAUCAGAGUCCUUGUCUGCCUAGCGGGCCGGCACGCCUGGGAAUCAUAUCCUUUAGAAAUGCUUCUGCAAUCUAUACGUCCCCUUAUUGUCGAUACGGAAUGUGCAGAUGAUGCGCUCGGAUUGAGUCAAUAUCUCAUAGAGAAAGGUUCAGAGUCUUUAUCACAGUCCCCUUCAUUUGUUGCUGGCUAUGCCCUAUCUGCCCUUGCCUCUCUCCGUGUAUUCCUCGAAACCAGCCAAUCCAGUACAACUCAAGAGAGCCAAUUCAAAGCGACUAUGAAUAAAGCCCAAAAAUUCCAUUCGUGGUUCACAAGAUAUCUAGAGAAUUACGAGUCUCCAUCUUUUCGAGACCCGCAGCAACGCAAUGCGUUUGAAGCAAUUACGAGCUCCGCAGCUCAUGUUAGGUCUUCUGGAAACGCAGAGCGAGGUACUUACGAAAGUAGAUUGCUACUUGAAAUCCUUCAAGACGGUGUGCAUGGGUCUCAAUUGCUGAACGAGCCUUCACGCAAACUAGCGCUAGAAAUGCUUUGUAGUCACUUUACGAUCCCGAGUUCCUACAGCGUUGACGUAGUUUCUUCUGACGAAGAAGCGAGAGAUUUGGUUACGGUUGUUUGGAAAAGUUGCCAGGCCCAAGGUCUUAGUAACGAAUACCUUGCAUGGGCGGGCCGAGUUGUUGGGAGGAGUUUCGCUGCGUCCGGCCACGUCGGUCAGGGUCUGUUGCAGGAAUCUGAGUUGUCGCGAUAUUAUAACACGUCAAUGGAGGCUUCCGGAUCUGAAUACGGCCUACUCAGUCUUCUACAGUCUUUGACAUCCGACAGUGAUUGUUAUAAGGCGGGGCUUGCAGAAUCAGCAUUGAGAAACAUCGUCACGGAUGCUGCGGCCAAGGGCGACACCGACUUGCUUACGGCUUGUGAAAAAAUCUUAUCCGAUCAGCUCCUUGUGACAUCAGCCUGGGCACCGUAUCGGACUCCUCCUUCUGAUAAACCACCUAUCAGCCCUAUCUACAAAGGCCACACCAAUGCACUCUCUAAUGAAGCGUUUGAGGAUCCGAAAUGGCCCCAAGGUAUCACCGUGUACCUAGCACAAUCAUGCCCUGAAAGCAUUGUCCUUAAUGCCUUGCCUUCGAUACUCGCAAAUGUCAAGGGAUUCUCCCAGCAGGCUUUUCCAUACAUUAUUCAUUUGGUGCUUCUCUUCGAAAGGGAAAAGCAGCAAUCUGCUAGACGUAGCUUAUCGAGCGCGCUGAAGAAUUGGCUCAAGCUGGAUUCGGCGAUAGCGAAGGAAAACAUGAGCCUUAUUAUAAAUGCCAUCCUAUAUCUAAGAACACAACAACUGCCGAAAGAGAGCUCCAUAGCUGAUCGGGCUCAAUGGCUCGACCUUGAUGUUGUUGCAGUUGCUGCAGCUGCUACAAAAUGUGGUAUGUUCAAAACAGCAUUAUUGCUUGUUGAAAUGGUAUCUACCGAAGGGUCCCGAACAUCGCGUCGUUCUUCUACAGUUCGGGCCCAAGAAUCCACGGAUGUUUUGAUGGAUAUCUUUGAAAAUAUUGAUGAUCCAGAUGCAUAUUAUGGCCUUGACCAGACCUCAACUUUGAGCAACGUCCUCGCACGGCUUGAAUACGAAAAGAAUGGUAGUAUGAGUCUGGCAUUUCGCGGCGCGCAAUACGAUAGUCACAUCCGGAGAAGAGAUCCAGCCGCCAAUAUUGAUAAUCAGUCAUUAGUAGGUGCACUUGGAAAUCUUGGCCUGUCGGGCUUAUCGCAUUCUCUCCUUCAAACCCAACAAGACCUAGAUGGUUCGCCUACUGCUGUGGAGAGUACUUUCAGUACAGCUAGGCGACUGGAGAUCUGGAACCUACCGGCCCCAACGUCUACUGAGAACCCUUCCGUUACUCUAUAUAAAGCGUUCCAGACCUGGCAUCAGGCGACCGAGCUGAGCUUUGCAAGGAAGGCUACCCAUGUUGGCUUUAGCGAAACUAUGCGGAGCGUGGUUAGGAAAGAUCUCAGUCCAGUGCAUCUCCGUCGUUACCUGGGUACGCUAGCUGUCUUAACGGAACUCAAUGAUGUUGUGGAAAUGACCGACUCGACCGAACUCGACAAGAUCUUAACGACAUUCACUAAUCGCUCUGGGUGGAUGAAGAGUGGACGGUAUGAGGAUGUCGGCCAAAUGCUCUCUUGCAGAGAAACAACGCUAAGCGUGCUGACUCAAACUUCUGAACGCCGCGGUAUGACAAAAAUAAACCCGCCGGAAGCAACCUUGGCGCAGGUCAAAUCAAUGAUACUAUCGUCCGGCGUUUAUAGACAUCAUCGAGCUACCCAGGAGUGUCUGAAUAUUGCAACGUCGCUCAAAGAUUUGGUUCAGCCAAGCGAAGAGCUCGGGUUACACCUUGAUUCCAUCGCGAAAUUCGAAGCCGCAAAUUCCUUGUGGGACCAUGGCGAGAUGACAUAUUCAAUUCAUAUGUUGCAAGAUAUCAACGAAGACCCAAACCUUAAGAAGCAGACUAUUCCCAUUAGUCGCCCAGAUCUGCUAGCGAAAACGGGAUAUCAGAUAUCAGUGGCGAAGCUAGAAAAACCAGAAACGAUCCAGAAAGAUUACCUACAACCUGCAUUAAAGGAACUCAGAGGCAAAACCGAUGGUCAAGAAGCUAGUAAAGUCUACCAUCAGUUCGCCAUGUUCUGUGACGAACAGCUACAAAAUCCAGAUGGGCUCGAGGACUUGGCUCGUCUUCAGCACUUGAAGAAAGGAAAAAACGACGAAGUCCUGCAACUCAAGGGACUCAUAUCCAACACACGAGACUCUCAAGCUAAGUCUCGGUUCCAGGGGCAUCUUUCAAAAGCGAAGCAGUGGCUCGAGUUAGACGAACAAGAACUACGUCGUGUCGAACAAAGCCGAACCGAGUUCGUUCGGCUAUGUCUAGAGAAUUACCUUCUCUCACUAAUAUCCUCUGAUGAACACAACAACGAUGCCUUGAGAUUUACUGCUCUGUGGUUAGAGCGAUCAGGAGAAGAUUUUGCCAAUGAAGCCGUCCGGAAAUACAUCGACAAGGUCCCGACCCGAAAAUUCGCCACACUCAUGAAUCAACUGACUUCACGUCUACUCGAUCAAAGCAACCUUUUUCAAAAGCUCCUUAUCGAUCUCGUGUAUCGCAUUUGUGUUGACCACCCUUAUCAUGGAAUGUAUCAGAUAUGGUCGGGAACGAGGGCACGCAAAAAUGACAAGGACGAUGUGGCCAUACUUCGACAAAAAGCUACUGCAGAGGUCAGCAAACGGCUUAGUAAGACGGAAGCUGUAUCGUCUAUAUGGUACGCUAUCGAUAAUACAAGUAAAGCCUACCAUACAUUGGCUCUAGAACGAGAUCCUCAGCGCUAUAAGGCAGGGCAGAAGGUCCCCGUUAAGGAGUCCAAUGCUGGUGCCAAUCUUGCAGGCGCCCUAGCAAAGUGGCGCAUUCCGCCGCCUACAAUAGAGAUAGAGCUGUCACCAAAUCGGGACUACAGCCAAAUCCCAUUCAUAGCCAAGGUUGAGCCGAGCAUGUCUAUUGCAUCCGGUGUCAGCGCGCCGAAGAUUAUCACGGUAGUUGGUACUAACGGAGCACGAUUUAAGCAGCUUGUCAAAGGUGGAAACGACGAUCUGCGCCAGGACGCCAUUAUGGAACAGGUCUUUGCUGCUGUCUCUUCCGUGCUGAAACAUCAUCGAUCUACCCAGCAACGCAAUUUGGGAAUCAGAACAUACAAGGUGUUGCCCUUAACUGCUGCUUCCGGUCUCAUCGAAUUCGUCUCGAAUACCAUACCACUCCAUGAGUAUCUCAUGCCAGCUCACGAACAAUACCACCCAAAGGAUCUCAGAGGGUCUCAAUGUCGAAAAGAGAUUUCUCAGGUGCAAAGCAAAUCUGCCGAAGUACGCGUGACCACUUACAAGAGGGUGACAGACCGGUUCCAACCCGUAAUGCGCUAUUUCUUCAUGGAACAUUUCGUUGAUCCAGACGAAUGGUUUGCUAAGCGAACAGCAUACACCCGAACCACGGCGGCCAUUUCUAUUUUGGGUCACAUUCUCGGCCUCGGAGAUCGCCACGGCCACAAUAUCCUCCUCGACUCAAAAUCCGGCGAGGUGGUCCACAUUGAUCUUGGUGUAGCUUUCGAAAUGGGUCGCAUAUUACCUGUUCCCGAACUGGUGCCGUUUAGGCUUACCCGCGAUAUUGUAGACGGCAUGGGCAUCACCAAGACAGAAGGUGUUUUCCGAAGGUGCUGCGAAUUCACGCUAGACGCGUUGCGCGAAGAGACAUACUCAAUUAUGACAAUCCUCGAUGUGUUGCGUUAUGAUCCUUUAUACUCGUGGUCUAUGAGCCCCGUACGCAUGGCUAAGCUGCAAGACACGCGACGCGAUGGGGAGGACGGUGGUGAUGCGGAUAUCGAUGCCAAGAAAAGGAAGUCCGCCAUUAACGAGCCUAGUGAGGCUGACCGCGCGCUUGAAGUUGUGCGCAAGAAGCUUAGCAAGACGUUGAGCGUAACCGCUACGGUCAACGAUCUUAUCAACCAGGCGACGGAUGAGAGGAAUUUGGCAUUUUUGUAUUCUGGUUGGGCUGCUUAUGCUUGAGUAUAUUAUUGCUACGAGAUGAUACCCAUGUAGAUAUUCUCAUUCUGUUAGCUUUGUUCGAGCAUGUACUUGCGCUUACUAUUGUAUUGAUACCAAAUGUCGCUAUUUCUUUGUCGAAGGCAUGUAUUCCCGAGCUCGGAAGGCGGAGAAGAAAGUAUGAGACCCGGAU
Messenger RNA from Hypoxylon trugodes, 9500 nucleotides. RefSeq lists its product as uncharacterized. NCBI's taxonomy places the organism in Eukaryota, Fungi, Ascomycota, Sordariomycetes, Xylariales, Hypoxylaceae. The record is from RefSeq and is a predicted model, not a curated record. Gene Ontology annotation, molecular function: protein binding; protein serine/threonine kinase activity. Gene Ontology annotation, biological process: DNA repair. The transcript is spliced from 9 exons. The coding region runs from base 572 to 9331 and encodes 2919 amino acids.